AUGUCGGGACUUUUUGGUUGCUGCGUUUUCGUGAACCAUGAAUGGCAGCAUCUGCCUCAGGUCGCGCUGAAAGCGCACGCAACUAUAUUGUCUUCUGCUUCACAAACCACUCUCACUCAAACAUUCACGAACCCAUUAGGCUAUGCUCUCUCGGAAGUCAACUACAUUUUCCCUCUCUACGAUGGUGUCAGUGUCGUCGGUUUCCAGUGUCGUGUUGGCAAUCGCCUCCUCUACAGCAAAGUGAAAUCGAAGGAGCAGGCCAAUGCUGACUACGAGGAGGCCACGAGAAAUAAUGAGACGGCAGCUCUAAUGGAGCACACAGCCGAGGAGAACGAUGUGUUUAUGAUUCGAAUCGGUAAUGUGCAGGCCAAAGAGAUAAUCACCGUCGACACCACCUUUAUCGGCGAGCUCAAGCAAGAUGCUCAAACCGAUGGAAUUCGUUACACACUGCCAAAUGCUAUUGCACCCCGCUAUGCAAGUGCUAGCGGCAUCUUCCAUGGUGAUCAUUUAUUCUCGCCCUUCAGUUCUAGUUUUCCCGCAAAGUUUCAAGGAAUCUCUAUUACAGUCGAUGUGCAGAUGGGGAAAAACUCCAUCAUCCGGGAGUUGCAGUCUCCAAGCCAUUCGAUCAAAACUUUUCUUGGUCGGACUUCUUCCACCCAGGACAGCUCUUCAUUUGAGCCAUCUCAAGCAUCUGCUGCGCUCCAUCUCACCAAGGACAACCAGCCCUUGCUGGAACGCGACUUUGUCCUGCUUGUCAAAGCUGAUGGACUUGAUAACCCUGGUGCGCUGCUGGAGUCACAUCCAACUAUUCCUGGGCAACGCGCCCUGAUGGCUACGCUUGUCCCAAAGUUCAACCUUCCCCCUGCCCAGCCUGAAAUCGUCUUCGUGAUUGACAGAAGUAGCAGCAUGGGUGACAAAACAACUACCCUGCAGUCCGCUCUGAGAAUCUUCUUGAAAUCCUUGCCGCUUGGAAUCUGCUUUAACAUUUGCUCAUUUGGGACCUGGCAUUCAUUCCUGUGGUCAACUAGCAAAGUUUACGACCAGUCAAGCUUGCAACAGGCCUUGCUAUACAUCGAUCAUAUCCACGCUGAUAUGGGUGGCACAAACAUGCAACCAGCGGUCGAGGCUGUUGUGAACAACCGCCUCAAGAACAAGGACCUGGAGGUUCUUCUGCUCACCGAUGGAGCGAUCUACAAUCAACAGUCUCUGUUCAGUUUUGUCCGCGAUGCUGCAGCCGAUAACACCGCACGCUUCUUCUCCCUCGGUUUCGGCGAUGCCGCUUCCCACUCCCUCGUCGAGGGAAUUGCGAGAUCUGGUAACGGGGUUUCACAGUCGGUAUUAAGACAUGAAGAACUCGAUCGAAAGGUGGUAAGAAUGCUGAAGGGAGCUCUGACGCCUCACAUCUACGACUACAAGCUUCAGGUGGAGUAUGAUACCAUGGUUGAUGGCGACUUCGAAGUUGUGGAGAACGUCGAUUACCCCAUGCAAGGCUCUGAGACCGAUAUUGAGGACCAGGCUGCCGUUAUACAAACCCCCCAGAAACCUAUCUCUCUGUUUGAUGAGAACUACAAGGAAUCUAAUGCAGAACUUGGAGCCACUCGGACUGUAGAUGACAAGAACCUUCCCAAGCUAACAGCUCCCAAGGUUCUUCAAGCUCCGUAUAAAAUCCCCUCUCUCUACCCCUUCAUCCGCAGCACGGUCUACCUUCUCCUGGAUCCCAAGUCCACUCAUCGCAUCCCCCAAUCACUCACAUUCACCGCCACCUCCAAACAAGGCCCGUUGCAGCUACGCAUUCCCAUCAGUGACCUUGGUAAGGGCGAGACCAUCCAUCAGCUUGCAUCGCGCAAGGCCAUGAUUGAACUCGAAGAACUGCAUGGCUGGCUGGAGAAGACCAAGGAUUCUAAUGGCAAUCCAUUCACUCAACUCCACUCUGAUACAAAGCAGCGACUUGCCACCCGUGAAUGCCAGGCCCUGGGAAUCAGAUACCAGGUCACUGGCAAACAUUGUUCUUUCGUUGCUUUGGAAGAAGACAGCUCUGCGUCUGGCAAGGAUCAAGAGAAGGGACAACCAGGGGAGAAUAAAGCCCAAACAAUCUCUCGAGGAAGCGCUUCCCCGGUGGCUUCCCGCUUCAUGUCGGCCUCGGGUAAGGGAGGUGUGAAUGUCCUCUACUCUUCUGCACCGACACAGCAGAUGUAUUCAGGGCCCAUAGGAGGAUCCAUGAUGGGCCGAGCCCCGCCAGCGACAUCUAGCGCAGGGCUUUUCGGGAACCGGACCCAACCAGCCUCUUCGCUAUUUGGCGGUUCUCGUGGGUCUACACCUAACUCCCAAUCAGGAUUAUUCGGCGGUCAACCAUCCCCAUCGUCUGGUCUCUUUGCCUGCUCUGCUGUAGCUGAUGGGCCUAGCUCCGGUUCCCUUUUUGGAUCUGUCCCAACUGGUGGAUUUGGAGCCCCUACACCCCAGCGAGGACCACUGUUUGGAAGCGCGCAGAAUGUUCAAUUCCCCGUAAGACCAGCUUGCCUUGGACAAUCUGCUACCUCGUCCUUUCCUGGGUCUGUCUCGACUGGUGGGUUUGGAGCAUCCGCAGCCCAGCAAGGAACACUGUUUGGAAGUACGCAGAAUAAUCCAUCCCCCGCAAGAACAGCUUGCUUUGGACAAUCUACUACCGGAUUCUCUCAUGGAUCUGUCUCAACUGGUGGGUUUGGAGCUCCUGCACCCCAGCGAGGACCACUGUUUGGAAGCGCGCAGAAUGUUCAAUUCCCCGUAAAACCAGCUUUCUUUGGACAAUCUGCUACCGUGUCCCCCUUGGCCCAGACUGCACCACCCCCCUCUAGUGGCCAAUCUGAAGUCCACUCACUGGUUGCUCUGCAAUCUUUCAGCGGAAACUGGGAACUGAACCAGGAACUAUGCACUCUUCUUGGCUGUGACCUGAACAAGGUGUACAACAGCUUCCUCGAACUCACCCAGACCACUAACAUCUCCACUAAUCUUACCAAUGCUCUUGCUACUAUAAUGGCAAUGGGAUUCCUUGCUAACAAGCAUGCUGAUUCGAGAAGUGUCUGGGAGCUUGUUUUCGGUAAGGCUGAAGCUUGGCUGAAUGACACUGUGCCAGGACUUGGUAUCGCUGGUGCCAUGAUUGAUGCAAAAAAGGCUCAGAUCAUGUCCCUGGAGUUUCUCAAAUAA
Messenger RNA from Penicillium cinerascens, 3180 nucleotides. RefSeq lists its product as uncharacterized. Lineage: Eukaryota; Fungi; Ascomycota; Eurotiomycetes; Eurotiales; Aspergillaceae. The transcript has a single exon. The coding region runs from base 1 to 3180 and encodes 1059 amino acids. The record is from RefSeq and is a predicted model, not a curated record.